AUGCAGUUCCCAUCUCCUGUACAGAGGCUAAAAUGCAGCCUAACAACUUCUCACCAUCAAGUUGAGCAGGCUAGACGAAAGAUCACUUCGCUCGAUAAUCUCCUCGUUCGCCUUCAGCUCCAUCCCGUAGCAAGAUCUCUGCUGUCAACCCCUCCUCAACAACACAACAAGUAUUCGUCAAACGAAACCAUCAAAAAAAAUAGAAAUUCUCGCGCCGCUAGUAUUCGUCCUAAAGAGACAGAACCAAUGGCUUUAGCAUUCCAACCUUUCCAGAGGAGAGACAAGACGGGAAGACCCAUCCAUUGUUCUUCCGGUGUGACAGCGCCGUUCAAGGAGAGCAAAUACGAAAAGAACUCACGAACGGUAGCAGCUAAGGAAAGGAAUGCUAUGAUCACGCUAACAGGAGCUCGACGAGAACCCCCUUUCGGAGAUUCCAGUGGCGGCUAUGGGACUACCAGAGACAUGUUCUUCGCGAUCCUAAUCUGA
This is a messenger RNA of Striga asiatica, 486 nucleotides long. NCBI's taxonomy places the organism in Eukaryota, Viridiplantae, Streptophyta, Magnoliopsida, Lamiales, Orobanchaceae. The record is from the annotation of a GenBank genome assembly.